AUGAGCUCCUGGCGGUUCUCCUGCAGGAUUCCUCUCGUCACAUAGUACACACAGAACACUGGGAAGGAGAAGGAAAAGUCAGUCAGCAGGGUUAUUCUUCCGGGCACAUCUGAUAAUGCAGCUUUGUUAGCCUGGGACACGGAUCAUAAAAGUUUUCAAAGGAACAUAAUAACUUGCUCAGAACAAACCUGGAGGCAGCCUAAAUCCUGGACAGAGAUGAACUGAUGGUGAAUGGCACCACGUUGGAGUUCCCUUGGCAGUGGCACACAGUCCUGGAGAGUCACCUGGAGGCAGAGAUGCUGAUCGUUCUGAAGCCCGGAACUCUGCCCGUCCAGGAGCUGCUGGGUGACGUGUAACAGUGAUGGACAGAAUGUGCUCUGCUGCAUAAGGCACAGCGAGAGCUUCUGACUAACAGAAACAGUCUACCAGCUACUGCCACGUUUUCAUCUAUUGGUAAACAUCAGCUGCCGGUUGCUCUUAUGGGAGGAGGAUUGAAUUACUUCCAGAUGGAGAGUCCUUUCAGCCAAUUUAAGGCUUUCCAGCUGAUGUAAGACAGCAGGCUGAAAAAAAAAAUGGAAUUGACCACAUGAAGAAGCAUCUAAAGUUGAUUUUCAUGUUAUUUGGAGGACCAAAUACACUUCUGGAGACCACUGCAGAUGGAAGAUUAAUCACAUGAUAUUUUUCUUCCCUACAAAGUCAAUGUUGAUUUGUGUUAAGGACAGAUACUAGUUUUGUUGUGUCAGUAUGUCGACUGUGACAAGUGCUGAGACACCAGAGGAACCUAAUCCUCCUCUCCUUGAAGAAAAGCCAAAGGGAAAAUCACUAUUUAAUUUGGGUUCGCUUUUUGCUAACAGGAGUGAAAAAUUUGUAAUUGCUAGGAGCGAUAGUGUGCCAGAAGAGAACGUCCUGAAAAUAACUAUCACAGAGACUACGGUCAUCGAGUCAGACUUGGGCAUCUGGAACUCUCAUGCUCUCAUCUACCUCACUUUGUGGUUUUUCUUCAGCUUUUGCACUCUUUUUCUUAACAAAUACAUCCUUUCAUUACUGGAAGGAGAGCCUAGCAUGCUAGGUGCUGUUCAGAUGCUGUCAACCACCUUUAUUGGCUGUAUCAAAAUGUUUGUUCCAUGCUGCUUGUACCAGCACAAAACACGCAUCUCUUACCCACCCAAUUUCAUCAUGAUAAUGCUGUUUGUUGGACUGAUGAGAUUUGCAACAGUGGUCUUAGGGCUCGUCAGCUUGAAAAAUGUGGCAGUUUCAUUUGCAGAGACAGUUAAAAGCUCCGCACCUAUUUUUACUGUUAUUAUGUCUCGGAUGAUAUUAGGGGAAUACACUGGAUUGCUGGUUAAUCUCUCUCUCAUUCCAGUUAUGGGUGGGCUAGCUCUGUGUACAGCUACUGAAAUCAGCUUCAACAUUCUAGGUUUCUCAGCAGCUUUAUCUACUAAUAUCAUGGACUGUUUGCAGAAUGUCUUUUCCAAAAAAUUACUCAGUGGAGAUAAAUACAGAUUUUCGGCCCCAGAGCUUCAGUUCUAUACAAGCGCUGCUGCAGUGGUUAUGCUUAUUCCAGCUUGGAUAUUUUUCAUGGAUGUUCCAGUGAUUGGGAAAAGCGGAAGGAGUUUUAGCUACAACCAAGAUGUAGUUGUACUUCUCUUAAUAGACGGAGUCUUGUUCCACCUGCAGAGUGUUACAGCCUAUGCCCUGAUGGGAAAAAUUUCUCCUGUGACUUUCAGUGUUGCCAGUACUGUGAAGCACGCACUGUCAAUCUGGCUCAGUAUUAUUGUGUUUGGUAACAAAAUCACAAGCCUCUCAGCCAUUGGGACUGUUCUAGUGACGGUGGGAGUUCUGCUUUAUAACAAGGCAAAGCAGCAUCAGCAAGAAACUAUACACAGCCUGGCAGCUGCAGCCCCACAGCCUGCACCGAGUACAGCUGAAGAUACUGAGCCACUGAUUUCCAAGGAUUUGAAACCAUAUGAUUGAUACUGUCACUUAUUCUUACAACGUGGUGUGGAAGUGAUUGUUCCUGCAGCUGUUGACGCUGAUGUGCUUCCUUUGAGGUUCACAGCAAGUUGGGCCUGGGACUUGAAGAAGAAAAAGAACAACAAGAAGAACCCAGGGAACCUUGAUUUUCUCAGAAACUGAAAUAGCAGAGGACCUGGUGUUAUUUAAUGUGGUAAACGUGGGCUUUUUGAUCUCUUGACUGCAAAAAAACCACACAAGCCUCUAUUAGACAGAACUUUGGUGUCUUGUAGGAAAAUUAUUACUAUCUCCAUGCCCAGGAAAACAAUGUGAAAACUUUGGCCCAUCACUGUAUUUGGUUUUCUUGCAGUGGAAUGAAAUUUCGAGGUGUUAAUUACUGUAUGCUGCAUCCUCCAUUAUCUGUUUGUGUUGCAGAGCUGGAAGAAGGAACCCCUCCCUUCCCCCAGCUCCCAUCUCAGCAAAUGAUUUACUUUGGUAAAGCCCUCGUUGAAGUAAACUACAGACAUGAGUCCAUGUCUCAAAGCACAAUGAGCCACUACUUCCAACGACAAAACAAGCAGUAGAUAGUCUAUGAAACUCAAAAGGGAAAUAGUUUGUCCUGGUUAUGUAUUUACAGUAUUGAAAUCCAAAUGCACAGACAUAGCCGCACUGUGCAAACAGUGCUGAAGCAGAUUACCACCAAGAUGUGUGAUUUUGGUGUGAUCGGUCAGGAUAUCUGUAUUUCUAUCAUUUUUAAUAAGUGAAUUUCCUGUAUUUUGUUAUGUUUAUUGUUUUUUAAAUGAGGAAGUGAGCUUUUAUUUCGUAGCACUGUUUGUAGGACUGCAACAACAAUGCUGCCUUUCAGGAACUCAGGGUUCUUACCCUACGUGUAAAGUAUUUCUGAUGUUUCCAGUUAUGUGAGGAAUCUUGGGGGUAUCUGACAAGGCUGAAAUGGGACCAUGAGCUGCAGCAAUCUGGGAAUUCUUCCUUUUAUGGACAAGCUACAUUUCAAGGCUGACCAACCAGAGGUUAACAGCCAACUUCUUGCCUUCCCUUUAAGGAAACCUUAAACUUUAUUCAUUCAUCUCUGCAAAUAGAGCACGUGUACAUACAGAAACCAUCACAUGGUCUUUUUGGGGAACAAAUUGAACAAAACGAGUUGAUUUUUAAUAAUUUCCUGUUUUGAAAGAGUGUCGCUUGGUGUUAAAUCCUGCAUUAAAUGUUCUUUAGAGUAAAAUACUGUUUCUAAUAGGAA
Molecule: messenger RNA, 3208 nt
Organism: Coturnix japonica (Japanese quail)
Lineage: Eukaryota; Metazoa; Chordata; Aves; Galliformes; Phasianidae
Gene: SLC35E2B
Product: solute carrier family 35 member E2B
Source: RefSeq, a predicted model, not a curated record